This is a messenger RNA of Blepharisma stoltei, 240 nucleotides long. Lineage: Eukaryota; Ciliophora; Heterotrichea; Heterotrichida; Blepharismidae. The record is from the annotation of a GenBank genome assembly.
AUGCAAAUCACUUAUCCAGAGCUUAAACCCACGGCCUUAUUAAAAAUUCAUACAAAAAGCUCGAAUUCUAGCCUUUAUAAGUGCCAAACUUCCACAUAUUUAAUGGAAAUAGAGUCUUUGUUAAAAUUGGUUGAAUUAAUUAAUAGGAAUAAGCUUAAAUUUUUUUUUCUUGAUUAUAUUAACCUUUAUAAAAUAAAUGGUAAUUAUAAAGGCCUCAACUGUCCUCGCUGUACUUUUUAG